AUGGCGACGAUUGAUACUCCUCCAGCGGACUAUCCUCCUGAAAUCACUGGCUAUGCUGAUCCAUGGAUAGCUUCGCCAGGUGAGACGAUAUCGAUCAAAGUAUCAUGCACAGAGCCGGAGUAUUCGUAUAGAACGGUGAGAGUGAUCCAAGGUGUCGACCUCGAGCAUUCGCCCAAGAAAGAGCUCCAAGAGAUCACCUCAGUCCCUUCAGGCACUGCGAAGGGGAGAUUCCAGGUGGCCAGGAUCGGCUCAUACGCCAGAGUGGACGAGUGGGGAGCAUCACUGUCGAAGAAUGGUGUCGAAGUCUCACUGUACUUCCAACCGCAUCUCCCUCAGGCUGGUCACGUCCAGACGAUCAUAGCCACGCUUGAUGUGGCCUCCAAGAGCGGAUUUGCCGUCGUCAUAACCACAGAAGGAUUCGUUGAAUUGUGGCUCGGUAUCGGGACGGACGUCAAGGUCGUCGAGACGAAGUUCAAGCCUGCUAGUAAGCGAUGGGUGGGAUUGAAACUCAUCUUGAAAGGCACAGAUGUCUCGCUCUCGUUGAUACCGAUCCCAUACCUGGCGGAGAAGGCCAAUCCAACGACACACCUACACGAGACAUUGGCCGACCCCGUCAAUCUCUCUUCUGAGAAUAUACUGCUCUUGGCUGGUAGUUUUGCAGAGAGUCCAGGGGCCACCUUCCCGCGCGUGACCAACUUCUUCAAUGGCCGCAUCGACAGUCCUAUGAUCAAGUCAUUGGGGCCCAAGGCAGAGGUUCUCGUCAAAUACGAUUUCGCUCGCAACAUCCCCGACGACACCAUCAUCGAUGCAUCAGGAAACGGUCACGACGGUGUUCUCAUAAAUGCACCCACAAGAGCCAUACCAGGUUUCGACUGGGACGGCAGCGAAGUCGACUGGACCAAAGCCAAAUACGGCUACGGAGCAAUCCACUUCCACGAAGACGACCUCGAUGAUGCAGCCUGGGAAACCGACUUCACCAUCACCCUCCCGCCGGACGCUCGGUCGGGCAUUUACGCCGUCGAGGUAAACUCCACCAACGGCAAAACUUCAGACAUGAUCACAUUCAUGGUCCGCCCUACCAAAGAGACUACGGCCAAAGUCGGCGCAAAGGUAGCCUUGGUGCUCUCGACGUUCACAUAUCUCGCGUACGCGAACGAGAAGCUCGCGGAUGUGAAUCGAUCUUCCGCCGUGGAAGUCGGCCCGGGCUUCGACAUCAGCCAGACACUUCGGACGGAGGACUUUUACCGAAGCCAUCGACGACUGGACUGCGGCCUUUCGAACUACGACGUCCACAACGACGACUCGGGUGUGGUGUUCUCGUCGGCGAAACGACCGAUCAUGAAUCUGCGUCCAGGCUACGUGAUGUGGGCGUUUAGUCGGCCUCGCGAACUCAGCGCCGAGUCAAUGAUGAUUGGAUUGCUGGAGCGGGAGAACAUCCCCUAUGACGUGCUCACUGAUCACGAUCUGCAUCUGAAAGGCGCCGCGGCAUUGGCACCUUACACUACCGUCAUGACCGGGUGUCAUCCUGAGUAUCCAACGCUCCAGUCGUACAAUGCGUACGAGCACUACGCCAGACGCGGAGGCAAUCUGAUGUAUCUGGGUGGGAAUGGAUUUUACUGGGUAUCAGCCGUGGACCCGAAGAGGCCGUGGCGGCUUGAGGUGCGCCGUGGCGAUCAGGGCGUCAGGUCAUACACUCUUCCCGGUGGGGAACGAUUCAUGAGUCUGAAUGGCACACAGGGAGGUUUGUGGCGCACACGAGGUCGUUCGUCGCAUGGUUUGUUUGGGAUCUCGUUUUGCGGUGAGGGCACCGGGCCUGGGGUGCCGUAUAAGCGGACUGGCGCUGCUGAAAAUGCCAGCUUCAAGUGGAUGUUCGAGGGGAUCCCGGACGGGGGAUUGAUAGGGGAAUAUGGACUCGGCGGUGGCGCAAGUGGUGAUGAGAUUGACAGCUUCGAUCUGGCUUGUGGCAGCCCGACGAACGCGGUCGUGGUGGCUUCGAGCACUGGCCAUCCGGAUGAGUUUGGCAUUGCGCCAGAGUGUGUCGGCUUUCCCAUCAUCAACACACUGGGAACGCAGACCAACGAGAUCAGGUCGGACAUUGUCUAUUACGAGACGCAAGCUGGAGGCGCUGUGUUUUCGGUGGGCAGUAUCAACUGGUUCUGUUCUUUGGGGUGGGACGACUAUCAAAACAACGUGGCCAAAUUGACAGGGAAUGUGAUCAAGGAAUUCUUGAGGAGGGCAGACGCCGAGAAGAGCUGA
This is a messenger RNA of Capronia coronata CBS 617.96, 2256 nucleotides long. RefSeq lists its product as uncharacterized. The transcript is spliced from 2 exons. NCBI's taxonomy places the organism in Eukaryota, Fungi, Ascomycota, Eurotiomycetes, Chaetothyriales, Herpotrichiellaceae. The record is from RefSeq and is a predicted model, not a curated record. Bases 1 to 2256 code for a protein of 751 amino acids.